UGGUGGGAGUUGCGGCGCCGAGGGAAAUCUGAGUCGUCGUCGUGCAUCGCAGGCGAGCUUCCGGACAGCCCGUGCCUACAUACCCGGCUUUUUGAAAAGGAACGUUGCCAACGCAGAUACUCGCCAAAACAAAAGUUUACACCCACUGAAGAGUCCCGACAUGAAAGAUCGGCUGCGUUGAAGAUCGCACCGGAUGCCCGGCGUCAAGUGUGCCACGCCUAGCGGUCAUUAAUCCUUAUCAUCGAGAUAAGAGCGUCGAGUGUCUCAGCGUCUGCGGAGUCGCAUCGAGGCAGAUCGGACGACAAGGGCCUCUGCUGUGAAAAAGAUCGCCGGCCCAAAAACGAUAUAUAGUAGGGGAAAAAAAAAUAAAAUAAACGGAAGGAUCGUUGCUCUGCAUGCAGUCGGUGCUGCUCGUGAUCAGAGAGCGUACGCAGUGGUGCGUCACUCGCGAUAUACAUGUGUUGUGAAGUGAAGCGAGUGCUCUGAUGCCAGCUGCCUCAUCGGCUGCGCGGUUCGUACGUCUGCUGGUGGGUUCGCCAAUCGCGCGCGGACUGGCGGCGUCGAUCGGUUCUCCCGCGUCGUCCUCUCGAGCGUGCGUCGUGCCUCUGUCGAAGAGUAGUACUAGGAUGGCGGCGACGUCGGCACACCAGCAGCAGGAUGCGGCGGGCAUCGUGGUCCCCAAGGAGGAGAUGCAGGCCUUCAUCGUCCGCUGCAUGCGGAAAGGCCGGCACGGACGAGGCGCACGCGGAGGCCUUGGCCGAGGUCCUCGUCGCCGGAGACUACCGGGGCCACUUCAGCCACGGGCUGAAUCGGCUGGAAAUGUAUGUGACGGACAUACAGAAGGGUGUCUGUGAGCGUUCUGGCAAGCCUGUAGUCGUCAACGAGCUGGCUGCCACUGCCCUUGUCGAUGGCAAAAAUGUUCUGGGCCCCGUUGUUGGUAAAUUCUGCAUGGAGCUGGCCAUGCAGAAGGCGCAGCAAGCAGGCAUUGGAUGGGUCGUUGCACGAGGUUCCAAUCACUAUGGCAUUGCGGGUUUCUAUAGUAUGAUGGCGUCCUCAAGAGGCAUGAUUGGCAUGUCAUUCACCAACGCAUCUCCACUAGUGGUUCCAUCUGGUGGAAUCAAGAAAUUCGUGGGAACAAAUCCACUCAGCGUGGCAGCUCCUGGGAAGGACGGUGAUGAGUUCGUCCUCGACAUGGCGACGUCAGCUGUGGCAUUAGGAAAGGUCGAGAUUCAGCACAGGAAAGGAGAACAGAUUCCAUCUGGAUGGGGGAUCAAUGCCCAGGGCGAGGUGACGAACAAUCCUGAGGAAGUCAUGAAUGGUGGUGCCUUGUUGCCAUUGGGUGGAACAAUUGAGACGAGUGGCUACAAGGGCUACGGUCUGGCCAUGAUGGUUGACCUGUUCUGCGGCGUUCUGAGUGGUGCUCGCUAUGGCACCAACAUUCGGUCCUGGCUCAAUGUGACAGACCCCGCAGACUUGGGCCAGUGCUUUGUGGCAAUCAACCCAGCGGCAUUUGCCCCCGGCUUUGAAGACCGGAUGCAGGAUCUCAUGAACACAGCACGUGCACAGGAACCGGCGACACCAGGUGUUCCAGUCCAGGUUCCAGGAGACCCAGAGAGGCAGCACAUGGCCAAGUGUGAUGCGCAGGGUGGCAUUCGUUAUCACGUCAACCAGAUACAGUUUGCGGACGAUGUUGCCAGAAAGCUUGGUGUUGAGCCACCAAAAAGGAAGUGAUGGAGAGGAUUGCAUUUUCAGUGAAGCGGUAAUGGGGAAGCAUGGUGCUUUAUUUUGCAUGCAUUGUAAAAAGUUGAAUAAAUGUUUAUUAAAAAAAGUUU
Messenger RNA from Dermacentor silvarum, 1832 nucleotides. RefSeq lists its product as uncharacterized. The transcript is spliced from 12 exons. Gene Ontology annotation, molecular function: oxidoreductase activity. Lineage: Eukaryota; Metazoa; Arthropoda; Arachnida; Ixodida; Ixodidae. The record is from RefSeq and is a predicted model, not a curated record. Bases 658 to 1731 code for a protein of 357 amino acids.